CUGUCUGCAAGUACCUUCAUGUUGUUCCGUCGACAACGAUGAACUUUCAGACCCGUUUUUAACACACACAAGGAUAAAAAAUAAAACAGUGAAGUAGGAUUUAAUUUAUGACUCUUUUGUGUGGAAAUCUGGGAUAAUGGGCAUACUGGAAAAGGUGGGCUGGAAUGAUUGGGAACACGAAUCCUACCCAAGCUAUGGAGAUCUCGCAUUGCUUCCGCUGUUCGUCCUGUUCUUCCCCACUAUCAGAUUCCUGCUUGAUAGGUUCUUGUUUGAGAGUAUUGCGAGACGUUUCAUAUUUUCCAAGGGACAGCAGGUGGUAGAGAAUGAGACUGACGAGCGGAGGAAAAAAAUAAAGAAAUUCAAGGAAUCUGCAUGGAAAUUUCUGUAUUAUCUUUCAGCUGAAGUAUUUGCAGUUGCUGUUACCUAUAACGAGCCUUGGUUCACCAAAACAAAAUGUUUCUGGGUUGGGCCUGGGGAUCAGGUGUGGCCUGACCAGAAAUACAAGUCAAAGUUGAAGGCUCUUUAUAUGUAUGCUGGUGGGUUCUACACAUAUUCCAUAUUUGCUCUUAUAUUUUGGGAAACAAGGCGCUCUGACUUUGGUGUUUCAAUGAGCCACCACAUUGCUACCGCCGUUCUCAUUGUAUUGUCAUAUAUAUUCAGGUUUGCACGUGUUGGUUCGGUUGUUCUAGCCAUUCAUGAUGGUAGUGACAUACUUUUGGAAAUAGCAAAAAUGUCAAAAUAUAGCGGUGCCGAAGCUCUUGCGAGCUUUUCAUUCGUUCUUUUUGUCUUGUCUUGGGUCCUUCUCCGCCUCAUAUACUUCCCUUUUUGGAUUUUAUGGAGUACAAGCUAUGAAGUUGUACAGACUUUGGAUAAGGAUAAACACAAAGUGGAAGGACCAAUAUAUUACUACAUCUUCAAUUCUCUUCUGUUUUGCUUGCUUGUUCUUCAUAUAUAUUGGUGGGUCCUGAUGUAUAGGAUGCUUGUUAAACAAAUCCAGUCAAGGGGUCAACUCAGUGACGAUGUUCGAUCUGAUUCUGAGGAAGAAAAUGAACACGAAGAUUGAUCCUUUCAGAAGGGUUUCCCCUGUCAUCCACGUGGAGAUAAUUGGAGUUGCAGAUAUGGAACUUGAGAGCGGCCGCUUACCCCCCUUCGUACAACGUACCAAAACAAGCACAACAGCUAUGUGUGUGUGUGUGUGUAUCAAUCUAUAUUCAUAUGAUGCAUUUGCAUGAAACAGGUGGCAUGAAGAGUUCCAUGAAUCCUUCUCUUUUGCAAUGAAGACCAACCGUAGAUUCGCGUAAUAUUUUUCAAGUCAGGAAACACGAAAGUAGGUCCUAGUUAGGUACGGUUGCAAAUUGAAGAUACAUUGUAACUGAACAUAAUGUUUCCCUCAUUAUAUUUUUGGUUUUGCCACAAAUGAGUCUUUCCAAACCCUAUUAAUUUCACAGGAAUGUCUAAGGCUUGACUCGGUUGGGUUACAGUUUGGUUCUUGACCGGCCCGUUCCAAGUUAGGGUAGCGGUAGAACUGGAACAUUAAACAACCGGAACUUUAAUCAGGUAAACAGGUUAAGGUUCCCGUUUGAACCGAAGAAUGAGUGUCGCUUCAGUUCCUUUACCCCAACCUGUUCUGAUCCAGUCCGAUUAUGGAUCUGGAACCGUGUCCCGCCCAGGGACGGAUCCAAGAUUUUGAGUCAAGGGGGGCGAAAUUUUUUUCAUUACUGUAGGGGGUAAAAAUUUUCCGCUUGUGUAGCAGGGUGAAUUUUUUUUCUCCAGUGUAGCGUGACGAAUUUUUCCGCUAAUGUAUGACUCUGCGACUAGUUUUUGUUCAAAAAUAUUCAUGAGUAAAAACACGAUGACGUUUAAAUCUAUUAUACUCUAUUUUAG
Messenger RNA from Cuscuta epithymum, 1884 nucleotides. NCBI's taxonomy places the organism in Eukaryota, Viridiplantae, Streptophyta, Magnoliopsida, Solanales, Convolvulaceae. The record is from the annotation of a GenBank genome assembly.